Phytophthora sojae is the source of this 855-nucleotide messenger RNA. RefSeq lists its product as hypothetical. Lineage: Eukaryota; Oomycota; Peronosporomycetes; Peronosporales; Peronosporaceae. The record is from RefSeq and is a predicted model, not a curated record. Bases 1 to 855 code for a protein of 284 amino acids. The transcript has a single exon.
AUGGCCUCAGGCUACAUCUCCGACGAAUCGAUGUCCAACUCGCUCCUGUCCGAUGGAUCCGAGCUCAGCGACACCGAGACGGUUCUACUGCUCAGCCAAUCCUUGGGCUCGGAACACGAAGAGAGUGAUGGUACCCAACUUGAAGUCGCGCCGCCAACUGAAGAUGCCCACUCUACUGGCCUCGCCGUCGCCAAUUCUGGAUCAGGGACUAUCCAUUAUGGUGGCUACUCGUACGCCCAAUACCACUUCAACCCUCGAACCGACACCAGGCGCUAUCGAUGCAGCGCCUACCGCCGAACAAAUUGCAAGGCGAAAUUCUACGUGAGUGGCCGUGGCGCUGUGGAGGAUGGAGCACGAGCCCGCUUGUGUACCUGGUUUCUGUCGAACCUCGACUGGACCGGCCCCUGCUGUUACCGACCGAAAAGAGGGGAUGCUGCUGAUGACGGACACAAUUUGGAUCGUAUGAAGCAGCGGCAAAGUUCAGUCUUCAUCGACUCAACUUAUCGUUGGGUGCCUGCUCCAUUCUACCAGUUGGAGAUUGUGAUGCUCUACGAUUUGAUUUCGGAGCUCUUUUUGCCAAUUUGGUACGUCCUUACGACCGGGAAAACGGCUCAGGUGUACGAUCGCCCGUUUCACAACAUUUACGUCGGGGCAAGGCAGAAAAUCUUUCCAGCGCAUGUUGUGUGCGACUUCGAGUUCGCCAUGAUCACGUCUGUCCAGAACCAGUUUCCAGAAUCCCGAAUUGUUGGCUGCCUAUUUCACUCCAAGCAAGCGCUCCGUCGGAAGAUGAUGAAGUUGAAGAUCACGGAAGAUGAAGUGGACUUGACCAUGCGGGAGGGCUGCAUUGACCGCUGA